Amblyraja radiata (thorny skate) is the source of this 1210-nucleotide messenger RNA. Its product is annotated as E3 ubiquitin-protein ligase TRIM39-like. NCBI's taxonomy places the organism in Eukaryota, Metazoa, Chordata, Chondrichthyes, Rajiformes, Rajidae. The transcript is spliced from 4 exons. The coding region runs from base 111 to 908 and encodes 265 amino acids. The record is from RefSeq and is a predicted model, not a curated record. Gene Ontology annotation, molecular function: protein binding.
AUCAGUCACAGUUUCUGCAGUCCCACAUCAGGUCCCUGUUUGCUGAACUGCACCAGAUUCUCUUCGAUAAAGAACAACGCCUACUUAAAUAUCUCGGCGAUGAGAAGGAGAUGAUUCUAAAUACAAUGGAGAACAAUCUUCAAGAGAUUCAAGUGCGUUUGAAUCUUCUGCAGCAGGAACUCCCAAUUUUACCGAAACAACUGGCUCAAGUGAAUGGUGUGACAUUACUCCAGGAAGAAGCUGGUCGGAAGCGAAGGGUUGGAUGUGGGGAGCAUUCAUUGUCGGUAGCAGAAGGAGCUCUGCCGGUUGAAAAAUUCGAUCACCCGUUUUUGUUGAACGUACCUUUGAGAAAAAUGUUUGGCAUCAUUAAGCGAGAGUCUGUGACCUUGGACUUGGAAACAGCGUGUUGGAAACUCGAAGUGUCCGAGGAUCGGAAGAGCGUGAGGUGGACCGGGACCCAGAGGAGUCUCCCCAACAACGGGAAGAGGUUUACAGUCUGGCCUUGUGUGCUGGGAUCGGAGGGAUUCACCUCGGGGAGACAUUACUGGGAGGUGGAGGUGAAGGAGAACUGGGGCUGGUGUCUGGGAGUCGCCGCCGAGUCUCUGGCCAGGGAGGGAGAGAUCAGCCUGAGGCAGGUGACUGGUCUCUGGUCCGUGGAGCAAGUUGGCGACGAGUUUCGUGUGAACUCCUUGCCGAAAUCCCGUCUCCUCACCGAUCCCAUCCCAGAGAGGCUGGGAGUUUAUCUCAGUUACGAGGCAGGGACGGUCUCAUUUUACAGCGCGGACACCAAGUCCCAUCUCCACACCUUCAGUGGGAAUAAGUUCACCGGGAAACUGUACCCUUUCUUCUGGACUUGGGAUGAAAACCGGUGUCUGAGAAUCUGUUCCGGGUCCACUCUGGAUCUGUAAAUGUCUUUGGUCCCGGGUCCAAAGUCAGGAACAACUUCUAUUUCAAGGUUCCUUGUCACCUUAACAAUGAAUAUUUUUUGGGGGUCAAAUAUGGGGCAGAAACCCCAUUCACAACAGACCGACGCGAAACAAUUUACAUUUAACAACCAAAUCAUUAAUUGUAAAGCCACAAAGAACUUGGAAAUUGAACUGGUCAAAAGAAUGGCAUGCAAACGUAAUUGAUUUUGGGGAUGUGAAUGCAAUCAUUUUUAACUGUUUCUCCACCACCUCGAUCAACUCGGACUUGGAGUUAACUAUUUAGA